CAUGGUCUUUUGGUUUACGCUUUCGCUGAUCCUUCAAUGUUUCAUUGAAAUUUGAAGGCUUCAAUCUGACCUUCAAAAGUAACAAGGAACGACGUCACCAUGGUCACGUAUGUACUUCAUGUAUGCUUGCCGGAGCCUGAAGUUGCCAUGGUUACUUUCGACGGCCUGGCACGUGCACAUGGACAUGGUUAUCAUUAUCAUGCAUGGUUAUUUAUGGUUAUCAUGGUUGUAUUGCGUUGUAUAUUAUUUUUCUCGAUGCCAGCGGCAUGACUCGCCUGAUCUGAGUCCAGUUCGCGGCCUGUGCCAGUUCACAUGGUUCACAUCCCAGCAGUGACUGUGUUGGCGGGUCCGGUCCACGUCUGCACAGACUCAGUCAGCAUGGUCAGUGCCCGGCCCUUACUUGACUCGCGCGAUCGGAUUUCAUUGAGCAAUGCAGCUGUAGUCUAGACAGUGUAGUGACUUGCGACUGAGAAGCGCGGUCAAAUCAGGUGCCUUUUGAAAAUGAAUUGAAGAAGGAAAACUGCAUCAUGGAUUCUUGCUUCAUUCUCAGUUUUCUUUCGUGUCGAGGCACAAACGCAUCUGAUUGAGCAAGUUUGCGGUAAAUCGUGAGAAGUAGCGGUUGCCAGUAGCCACUACCGACUACUGGCAACAAUGGCAGCACGAAGCAGCGAGGGAGCUGUCUCUGGAAUCAAUCAAGCUGGAAUUAGUCUUCAGAAUAUUGUCGCUAUUGAUCCCGACUCAAUCGUGUCAGAUCCGCGACAAGCCGAGACUCUCUUUAUUGCUUUACAGCAGGCCAGUGUUGGAGACAUUGAUGAAGGACCGCAGUCUCACAAUGUGACCUAUUGGAAGCACUUAUUUGAAGUGACACAGGCGGUGUUGAAGGUAAAAGGUGAAGAUGCGUCGUUGGCACUAGAAGCACUAAGGAUGCAAGAACAGUCGAGCCAAGACAACAUUCAGCAACUGCAGCGGCAGCUACAGCGAAGCGGACAGAGAAGUGCUGGUAGAGGUGGCGCUAGUGAUCCAGUACAAGAAGAUUUGGCAGCAUUGGAAAAGCGGAGCUCAAAAUUGCAGAAGCACUUGCGACGUGCAGAAAUGGAUCUGGCGAAGGAACAAGCGGAAAAGGAUACUGUGCGGGAGGAAUGUCAACGACAACAAGCAGAGUUGGAACGUCUCUCAUCAGAGAAUAAGCAAAUGAAGGGAGCUAUAACGGAUUACCAAGCCCAACUACAAACAUAUCGUGCCUCUGUGAGAAACCAACAUGGCUUUGAGUCUGAGGAGAGGCAGCGACAAAAGCUUCGCAAUGUCCAGCUCUCUGGUGAGCUAGACUCUCUGAGAAAGGAUUUAGCUGAGAACAAUACCCAGCUUGUUCAAGAGCGUGACAGGUUGGCAGCUGACCUGAAGGUAGCAACAACGGAUAUGCUGGAGGCAACAGAAGAGAUCGUUCGCCUCAAGGCCGCUCUGAAGCAAUCCGAUGAAAUUGUCAAGAAUAUGAAAGACAACGAAGCUCGAAUGGAGGAUGAGAUGGCUGAAAAGGAGCACACCUACCAGAAGAAAGCAGAAGAAGAGGACGCAAUGAUGGCAGCAAUUGAUGAAAAGUUAGAGGAUUGGAAGCAAGUCCUGGAUGAACGUAACGUUGAACUGGUCCAGUGUAAAGAGACGAUAUCACGCCAGAAGAAGGAACUGUUAUCUUCCACUUCGGACAAGACAAAUCAUUUCAGAUUGGCAAAGAUUGCAGAGAACCGUGCUGAAGAGAUUGAUGCACUGAAUGAUAGGUUGAUGAAGAUGGAAGAAGAAGCCACAAUGAAUUCCGAGAAGAUGGAGCUUAUGAAGAAACAGACAGGUGACAGUGAAAGUCAGCGGCGGAUUACCGAGCUGGAAGCACUCAACUCACAGUUAGCUGAUCAGGCUUCUCACGAUCGGCAGCUGUGUGAACAGGCUGCUCAAGAUGCAGCAGCGAAGGAUCAGCAAUUGGCAGCUAGUUUGACCAAGAUCAAUGCACUAGUCCAGGGACACUAUGGGUUGACAGAAGCCAUGAAAGAGAUCCAGGAACUUAAAACCCAAGUAUCGUUACGUGACGACGAUAUCAAAGGAUUUGUUACUCAAGUCAAUGAACUGCAAGUUGCUGUCAAUUCUCUGGAAGAUGAAAACAGUGAAUUGUGUCAACGCCUUGGUAUUGAUCGUACGUCCUCUGAGUUCAUGCAUGAACUCCAGUUCAACAAGCGUGUCACUAAUGAGCAAGAGAAGGCCAAAGCUAGGCAUUUGGCAAGAGAGGUGGAGCGAUUGGAGAGUGAGCGUGUUGAAUUGAAACGUCAGCUACUUAUCCAAGCGAUGCAGAGAGGAGAAAGGGCGGUGCAACUUGGACUCACAACGGAGGAUCUAAUUGCUGUGGAGGAGUUUGCCGACUUACUUCGAAAUGCUGAUCACCGUAAUGAGCCACGCCCUGAUCCCGUGCAAGUGAUGACAUCACAGCAUUCCUUGAAAGAAUGGAAAGAGGAAUUGAAGCAUCGUGAUGAAGAGCUGGAGAAAGUCAGGCUAUCCUACAAGCAGGCAAAGUCCAGCAUGACAAUCCUGAGCAGAGAAAAGGCAGAACUGGAGAAGCAGCAUAAGGCAUUGGCGGAUGAGAAUCUUGAGCUAUCCAGGUUGCUGAAAGAUGUGGCCCAACAGGUGAAAGCUAUCGAGUCUCUCCCUGCACGCGAGUCAGAAGCAUCAAAAAGCAAAUUGGUGUCACGAAGAGGUGGAGAUGAAGUGGCCAGUGCCGUAGCAGGUACUAAGCUAAUGUCCAAUGGCUUGGAAGAGCUGUUAGCAUUAUGGCAUGCUAGACACAGUCCUGGUAGCCAAGAAGGUGUAGCGUUCCAGUUACGCGCUCAAAUUGAUCAGCUUGUGGGCAAGUCAGCGCAAGUUGGAGAUCAGCUACGCCAAAGUCAGCAACUAUGUGAGCAAUUGACUUCUCAGAAAGCACGGCAAGAACUUCAGAUUGAGACGCUAGAGUCGGAUAUUGCCAUCCUACGGCAAGCAGGUGCUCAAAUCUCCAAACACCAUAACACAAAGCUUCCCGAGGAAAUUCCUCUGACAUCAGCGGAGAUUAUUGCCAGUUUAAACAAGCAAUUGCUGCAUACAUUACAUCAACUGUCAAUCCAAGAAGAGCAGCUACGGAAAUCGGAGAGGUCACUAUCAGCUGUGCAGAGUCAGACAGCCUCCAUACUUCAUCAGCAGGGCCUGCUCUAUCAGCAGUACGAAUCAGAUAAGUCUCUAUGGACCUGCAAAGAAGAACAGAUCAAGAAGGACAAGGCUCAGCUUGAAGAAAGGCAUGUGGCUGACCAGUUGACUAUUGCACGUCUUGAGCGCAUGGAUGAAGCCAGAAAAGACAAGGAUGCUAGUGAUUCAUACCUCUCCGAACUCAGCCAGCGUGUUACAGACAUGGAGAUCACAGAGAGGAAGCUUAGAAGACAAUUGUUGACAGUCAUGGAGGAUCACUCUCAUUUGACCAAAGACUACAACAUGCUGAAGAAUGAUCAUUUGUCAAUGGAAGCAAAGUGUCAAGAAAGGAUAAGCGCCUUGCAGCAGUACCGCAUCCUCUCUGAAGCUCGUCUUGGUGCUCUAAGCCAGCGGUUGGAGAACUCCUCGCCGCUGUCGGAACUGACCAAGACUCAGACCAAUUUGAAUGAGCUCUCUGCUAAGUACCGUGCACUGUUGAACCAACAGGCACAGCACGAGGAUCUUCAGGGAACUAUAGACGAGUUAAAGUCUCAGUCAUCCAGAUAUCAAACACAAGUAGAGGAACAAAAGGCCGAGCUGUUACUACUCAAGGAGAGAGCUAGCAAAGCUGAACACUUGUUGAAGACAGCUGGAGCAAGUGAUGAAGGCAAGCAUCAUCUACGGUCCUCACAACAAGUCUCACUGCUGGAGAUGAAGGCGCUCAGUGCAGAACAGAAGGCCGAGCUUGCAAACCAAAAGAUGAACCACUUCAAGAGUACAGUAGCACAAGUGGAAGAAAGAAAUUUCCAACUAGAAAAGCACUUUGAAGAGUUAACAAAGCUCAAUAUAGAAGCUCAGCAGCAAGAAUCAAACAUUCGCCAACAACUCAAUGGUUGCAUCCCUGCUAGUGAGGCAACUGCUUGUCGAGAACAGAUACAGCGGCUGAUGGAAUCUGAAGCUGCACUGCAAGCCGACGUGACACGGCUGCAGAACGAACUGGGUGUGCUGACACAACAUGGAAACACGGUGGAGUUGUGGCAGACUGUGCAUCAAGCUGAGAUGAAUUCUCUUAGAACACAGCUGAUUGAAAAUACCUCCAGAACGGAUGAAAGGACCCUGAUCGGAAAACUACACCGUCACAUUGUAGCCUUGGAAGUCAGAGAGGCCACAGCUAUGCACAAACUGCACCAGGCUUCAUCCAAGGUGACAAACUUGGAGGCAUCGCUGGCCAAACUGCAAGAAGAAAGUGAUGCAAAGACAGCUAGUCUGCACCAGUGCAAGAUGUCAGCCAUUAGUAAACAGUGUCAGCUACGCCAUACCAUACAGAUGCUGCGACGUCAGUACUCCGGCUGUGUAACUCUAGCCCAGCAAGAACAGUACACUACAAUGUUAAGACAUGCCCGUGCUGCACGCUGCGAUGCUGAGAAGAAGUUGAAGGAAGCUGUUGAUCAGCAAGUAGCAGUGGAUGAUCAGCUUGCUGAGCUGCAGAUACGACUAGCUAGUGUUCAGGAACUGCUAGGAUCCCUACAAGAUGGCACACAUGCAUCCAAGAUUGUGCUAUGGCAUGGUAAGAUGGAAGAAGUUCGACUGGAGAACUUGCGUCAGCUGCGUCUUGUUGACAAAAUGAAGGCAGAGAUCAAGUCUCUGCAGCUAUCCAAUGAUCAUCAUGAAGAGGUUGCAUUGCAAGCCGAAGAAUCCCUUGUAAAGGAGCAACAGCAGCAUGAAACUGAGCUUAUGUCUUGGGAGAGAAGAGAAGCCGAAUUGGAAGACGCCAUUCAUAAACUCCAGGUUUCUCAGGAACGAAUGCUAGAGUCUGCCAAUGAGCUGGGAAGUUCGCAACGUCUUGUACCAGACCCAUCACAACCUGUUGCAACACAAUUAGAACAGGCUGUUGGUCGUCUCAAGCACCAAGCGCUGCGAUGUGCCAGAUUGCAGGACCACUGUGAUGCUUUGGAAAAGGAUAAACGAAGCCUUGAUGACCAAAGAUGUCAACUUGAGCAACAACUCAUCCGAAAAGAAAAGGUGGAGACUGAACUUCGCAUUCGUCUCACUGGGCAUCCCAGUGAUGUGGAGACCACUGAAGACACAGUGUCCACGCGUGAGAAAGAAGCAAUCAAGAAAGCACAGCGCAUGAUCGAGUCGUUGAAAGAGCAGCUACAACAGAAGGAAAAUGUUCUACUGAAGUACCAAUCAAGACUUGUUCAAGUUCAAGAGGAGUGUGCAGCUACUACUGAUGAGCAGAAAGAGCAGAUUGCCUUGUUGUCACGCAAGGUGAAAUCUGGCAGUGAUGAUGUUUUCCAAAAGCUGAGGCAAGCAGCUGUGGAAUCAACAAGAGUUGCUGACCCUCCUCUUCCAACCCAGAAACAGCUGGAUCGUUUGAGGGAGCUUGAGGAUAUUGUGUCGGAACAGGACAAGACAAUAGCAGCAUUACUCGCUAGAUGUGAUAAAGAGAAGCAAAGGCACGGGGAAGCAGAGGCAUCAUGGACGUUGUCCCUGAGGAACCUCAAGCAGCAAAUGGAAAGUCAACUGGAUAGUAUCCGUGAGGACUACCAACGAACAGAACAUGCUCGGAAGGCAGUGUCUGAGGAGCUCUCUGCUGUUCAAGAACAGCUGGAAGUGACGAGAGCCGAGCUGCUAGCUGCUCAAGAGGCAGCCCAGCACGCACCUAACAGAACAAUGAAAGUUCUCGUGGAGAAGUUAAAACAGCAGCUGGCUGCGAAAGAGCAACAGCAUCAAGCGCUGACGCAAGCACUCGCUCAGCUAAGGUCUGAUUUCACGAACAUGGCGGAACAGCAGAUCCAGGACAAAAUGGCAAGUUCGAAGGAGGAGUUGAAUAUCCAAAAGCUGAUCAAUGACCAGACUGCAAAGCUAAAGACACACAUCGAUGACCUGCAAGCCAAACUAGAUCAUCUAUCAUCCCAAAGUGAGAAACACUCUAAGCAAGAACUCCUAUUCAAAGAGAAGAUUGCAGCACUGCAGGAAACCCUGCACCAGAAAGAGAUUGCCCUUGGCCGACAAGACAAGUCUUUGCAGAGCCUGAGAAAGGAGAAGGAGCGAUGGCUAGGAAGAGAGAAGGAAUUGCUCAGUUCGCAAGCAAGCAAGCCUGUAAGAAGACCAGAUGCAAGCUCUUCAAGAAGGUCCAGAAACUGACAACAUACAUUGACGAUGUUGAUCCUUUCAAACAAUACUCACGUAUGAUGCUAUGCUGCACCAUACUGAUGCAGUCCCAUUCAGUUCCAGUAUUCAUAGCCACCCGCACAACUAUCAGUUUACACUUGAUUGUCAAUCAGAAGGGCAAGCUGGCAACAGUGGCAACAACCAUGCAGAGCUUGUCCUCAUGAUACAUCAAGUUUUUCAGUCCGCCUGAGGUCUGCUCCCGUUUAUGCUGCUGUCUGUCUGUCACUCUCUGAGCUCACUAAGCGUCACAGUGUUGUUCGACAAGUGUGUCGAAUACUGAUGCCUAUGGUCCUAGGCUAGGGUACGUUCGGUUUCAACUGUCCCGUUCUAAUGCCUGCACUUUUCAUGGCAUAACUUACUUGUUGCUGCACCUUGAACUUGAGUCCAAUGAGCUGAUUUUCUCACUGACCAAGCCUGUGUAUUUUAUUGACCUCAUACCCAGCCUCACAGAA
This is a messenger RNA of Sycon ciliatum, 6824 nucleotides long. Its product is annotated as centrosomal protein of 290 kDa-like. NCBI's taxonomy places the organism in Eukaryota, Metazoa, Porifera, Calcarea, Leucosolenida, Sycettidae. Gene Ontology annotation, cellular component: ciliary transition zone; centriolar satellite. The record is from RefSeq and is a predicted model, not a curated record. Gene Ontology annotation, biological process: ciliary transition zone assembly; non-motile cilium assembly. Bases 652 to 6345 code for a protein of 1897 amino acids. The transcript has 51 exons.